AUGGUAGAGGAUCAAAUUAUUUGUUCUGGACAAUAUCCUCGCAUGGAUUAUACAACAUAUUUAUUAGAAAAACAAAAAACAACUGGAAUAGAGCUCGAUCAGAAAAUUGAAAGGGAAAUCAAUGACGCCGUUAGAAUAUGUACAAAAGAAGAAUUCAACAAAGAAAAUUUUGGUUAUAUAACAGAUAUCAGUUUGAAUAUAGCUACAUGGAUAUGGCAAAUUUUCAAUGUGGUGCAAUUAGAAAUAGUUGAUACCACAAUUAGUAGUAGUAGUAGUGGCAGCAGCAGCACAGAUCGCAGCACAGAAGUUACAGAUUUGUAUUCGUUAAUAAGUAAUGGUUCAGUGACUACACCAGUUGAGGAUUUGGCAUUGGCAGAUACUACGGAAGAUAAUGUGGCAGCUGGAUCUACUCGAGUAUAUGUUCCUGUCACACAAGCCACUCGUCAAGCUAAUAAAAUACAAAGAAAACGUGGAAGCUCAAUUGUUGCAUCGGAGAGUAAAGUCAGGAAAACCAUUACUGUUAAAAACGCUACAGAUAACCAGUCUCGUGAAGCUUUAUCCCACGAAGGCAGUGAUCAAAUUGUUUAUUUAUCUGAUACAACUGGAUAUCUUCCGAUUACACCAUUACGUGCUCGACCCAGUUCAAUUUACAGCAAUGACUUGGAAAACUGGCGUCCUGAUGUGUGGGAUCGUGAUUAUAAUCGCCGAUUUCGACAUAACAACACCAGAGUGCAACAUAUUGAAGCUGAAUGUCAAGAUGAUUAUAUGAAAAUACGAAUUGGAUUCAACGGAUCAUUCAAUGGGUUGCUAUAUUCGUCAGGAUACGCAUAUGAUCCUGAUUGUAUGUAUAUUAAUGGAUCUGGCCGCGAUUACUACGAAUUUUAUAUUCAGUUAAACCGCUGCGGUACAUUAGGAAAGAAUGCAUUGAACGAAGAUAGCAAAAAAAAUCCAGCUAAAAAUUUCAUGUGGAAUACCGUGACAGUUCAAUAUAACCCAUUGAUUGAAGAGGAAUUUGAUGAACAUUUUAAAGUUACAUGUGAAUAUGGAUAUGACUUUUGGAAGACUGUAACGUUUCCGUUUUUGGAUGUCGAAGUGGCAACAGGUAAUCCAGUUAUCUUUACAUUGAGCCCUCCUGAGUGUUAUAUGGAAAUACGUAAUGGGUAUGGAACGUCAGGCACACGUGUGCAAGGUCCAGUUCGUGUUGGAGAUCCUUUGACUCUGAUGAUUUACAUGCGCAGCAAAUAUGAUGGCUUCGAUCUUGUUGUGAAUGAUUGCUACGCUCACAAUGGUGCAACAAAGAAGAUUCAAUUGAUAGAUGAAUAUGGAUGUCCAGUUGACGAUAAGCUCAUUUCUCGUUUCCGUGGCACGUGGUCGGAAAAUCAAGUAUAUGAAACUCAGGUAUAUGCUUACAUGAAGACAUUCCGAUUCACUGGCUCUCCUGCGCUAUAUGUAGAAUGUGAUGUACGUAUGUGUCACGGAAGAUGUCCAUCGCAACCAUGUCAUUGGCGAAAUUUGAAAGGAGUAUCAAAGAGAGAGGUGUCUUCAGAAAAGAAUAACACAAACACAACAUUAUCGGACAACAUUAGUCUGUUCCAAUCAUUAAGAGUUUUGCAAGAGGAUGAUUCCAUUGAUGAAGAUGACUCAAAAACGUCGAUUGGUUUGCAUGAUUCUGCCGAGACCUGCAUAAAGACAACAAUAUUUUCUGCAUUGGCCGCUAUCCUAUGUACCCUUUUAUGUAUAUUAGUUGGUCUCUUAUUCGUGGCCUACGUGAAAUUGCGCUAUCGUAGGUCUAAAGAUCCGGGAUUCUUUGACGCAUAUGUUGGUCACAAAGGACAAAUCGAUUAAUAUUCUUAUCAUCAUAGAAACACAUAAUAGCUGCCUUUUAAAUUAGUGUUUAAGACUUAAUAAUAUUUUAAGAUAGGACUUGAUGAUAUUUUAUUUGUUAAGCC
Messenger RNA from Culicoides brevitarsis, 1949 nucleotides. RefSeq lists its product as uncharacterized. NCBI's taxonomy places the organism in Eukaryota, Metazoa, Arthropoda, Insecta, Diptera, Ceratopogonidae. The transcript has 10 exons. Bases 1 to 1845 code for a protein of 614 amino acids. The record is from RefSeq and is a predicted model, not a curated record.